Messenger RNA from Kwoniella mangroviensis CBS 8507, 1422 nucleotides. RefSeq lists its product as uncharacterized. The coding region runs from base 1 to 1422 and encodes 473 amino acids. The record is from RefSeq and is a predicted model, not a curated record. The transcript is spliced from 14 exons. NCBI's taxonomy places the organism in Eukaryota, Fungi, Basidiomycota, Tremellomycetes, Tremellales, Cryptococcaceae.
AUGGUCAAGCGAUCCGCAUCGUCAGAAGCAAGUAGUCCACCUAAGAGACGUAGACGAUCAUCAACCACUUCGCUGAAAGAGGUAUCAACGUUAUCGCAUGCAGCUAGGGAAUAUGGACCUCAAUGGAAUGAUUGGCCUGCCCCUGCGCCUGCCAUGGAGGAUGCCAGGAGCUUCAUCAGAGAUAUAGUCGAUAACAAACGAUCGGUAUUGAUCGUUCCAGAUAAGGACGCAGAUGGACUAUCCGCUGGAACACUAUUAUAUCGUACUCUCAUACAUAUGAAGCAUCCGCCAUCACUUAUAUCGGUACAUCACCUCACGAAAGGUAACAACGUGCAUUCGGAUUACGAGAGGGAUGUCAUGGAUUCGAGCCGGGCAGAAAAAGUGGUAGUCCUAGAUCAAGGUAGCAGACCAGGAAGAUCUUUGGUACCCCCUCUACCCGAUCAGAAAGGGAAAAGGGUCCUAAUCAUUGAUCACCAUUUGUCGGAUGAGUGGCCACAAGGAUCACAAGUCUUGACUGCCUGUCGAUCUUCGCCUAUAGCUACUGCUGCGCUGUUGACGUACUUGCUGCUCAGGGAUCUGCACGAAAAGGUACAUGAGAAAGAAGCUUGGAGAGCAGUGGUGGGUGUCAUAGGUGAUCUGGGGACAACCGUACCGAAAUGGGGUACACCGCCAUGGCCUUCCGAGUUAGGAGCAGUGUUCAAAAAGCUCGGGUCAAAAGCGUUUAGCGAAGCUGUAUCUGGAGUGAAUGCACCACGUCGUACCGCGGAGUAUAAUGUACCGAAAGCGUGGGACAUCAUGCUCGACGCCCGCUCACCAUCCGAAUUAGCAUCCAAUGCAUUCUUGAAGCUAUGUAAACUUGAUGUUGCCGAUGAAACUGCUAAAUGGGCAAGGACUCCUCCGAGAUUCGCUAAAGAUGGAAGAGUGGCUGUAUGUACUGUACAUACUGGCUUUCAGAUACAUCCUGUAAUCGCUACUAGGUGGUCAGGUACUUUAGGAAGAAAGAGCAGUAAACUACUUAUGGUCAUGUGUGCAAAUACCGGAUUUCACGCGGAUGGGAGGGUAUCUUUUUCAUGUCGGAUUGCAUCGAAUCUCCGUGCGUUACCUGAAGGUCAGCAGCCGAAUCUCAUAGCGUUACUGAACGAAUAUGCAGAUCGUAUACCGGGGUUCAAAGAUAGAGUGGGAGGCGAUUACGCCAGGGGUCACAAGGAAGCUACUGGAGGUAUAAUACCUAGAGCAGAAUACGAUCUCUUACUUGAAGAAAUGGGUGUUCCGCAACCUGGUUCAAGUACGAAAUCUGAACCAAAUGUCUCAGUAUCAUCGCCUUCGCCCAAAAAGUUGAAGUCGAAAGUGAUCGAUCCGAAACAGGCUGGCGGAGGACUAGACAAGUUUUUCAAAGUCCAGACGAAACCGAAAGUGGAAUGA